GAUUAUGUAAGGAUUCGCAGACCGACGCCGCCGCUCGCGCAUCGUCGGGUUUUCUUCAUCUCAUCGUCAUCGUCGACUUUAGCAGUAAGCAGAAUUGGAGAUCAGAAAAUGUUUGCUCAGAGACGGAUAUCGCUACUAGCAGUCCGUAGCGGACGGACAGGGUUACUGCCUGCGUUUACAUUCACACGACGCUCUCCCCCCUCUCCACCAUGCUCAACCCUCCCCCUCCUCCCGCUCAUCUGAAACGCGAGCGUUUCAGCUACCUGCGCUGGAACUGGGUCUGGGGCUACGUAAUCCUUCUCGCGCUCGUCGGUUCCGCAAACAUAAACAUCAUGCGGCAGAAGCACGUCUACACCGAGCUCGAGCGGACGUACGGCAAGAAAAUCAGCGCGUUGGAACGCGUGAUUGAGAAGUUGAAGGCGGGCAAGGAGGUUGAUAUCGCCGAGGAAUUGGGCACGGGAAUCCCCCAGCACGAGCACGAGUGGACUGAUUUGCUUGCGUCGUUGGAGGAGCAGGAGAGUGAGAUCCGCACGCUCGAGGCCGCGCAGAGAGAUGAUGAGAAACGGCCCGUGAAAGGGAAUAAGCCGAGAGGCCCGGCGAGAAGUAGAAGAGAGCUCACCAGGAGAGAAGCAGAGAAGCAAGCGGAAGAAUGGGCGAGAAUCGAGGAUGAGGAAGUGUCUAAGAAAAUGCCCAAGGACGUCUUUUUGUGAUUUCUUCUUUUGAGAUUACGCGUUUGUAUAUAGUGAAACUCUUCGUAUAAUGUCAAAUAAAAUAUACAUCU
Molecule: messenger RNA, 781 nt
Organism: Myxozyma melibiosi
Lineage: Eukaryota; Fungi; Ascomycota; Lipomycetes; Lipomycetales; Lipomycetaceae
Exons: 2
Coding region: 210-710 (166 amino acids)
Source: RefSeq, a predicted model, not a curated record